AUGACGCCUCUCCCGGAACAACAUCCCAUGGACCAUGAUGAUGACGAUGAAGCCAUCGAUGUCGAUGAUGACUCUUUCGCGAUGAGCAACACAUUCGAGAACGAGGGCCUGGCUGAUGGUAACGAUGCCUCGGCAGAAGAACGGCGCAAUCUUGCUCGAACGGAGACUCGUCGAGUCUUUGUCCUCAAGACGGUCAUCUUUGUGGUGUUGAUUCUAGCUACCAUUGCCACCUCGGUGGCUGUGUUUUCGUAUGCUCGAUCCGAAGAAGACGCGGACUUUGAGCAUGAGUUUGAAUCCCAUGCCACCAAGGUCUUUCAAUCCUUCCAUGGGGCCGUCUAUCGCAAGUUGGGCGUUCUCGAUACCUUCUCCACAAGCAUCACUCUGUUUGCGCUCGAGAAUAACUUGACAUUUCCCUUUGUAACCUUGCCAUUCUAUGAGCUACGGGGGCAAGCGACGCGUGCCUUGGCGGAAGGCAUUCGUUUGGAUUACAUGCCAUUGGUCACGGACGCGCUUAGGCCAGUGUGGGAAGAGUAUGCCCAGCAGAACCAGGGAUGGCUCGACGCAGCAGUCAAACAAGAUGCAGAGCUCCGACGAAGACAGGAUGAACGCUUUGGGAUCGAGACGGUGGAGGUUGAACCCGAAGGAAACACAGCUGCUCCAGAACCUGUUGCUGCUACAAAUGUCAAUAGCUCCAUGGUUGUUGUCGAGACAAGCGCUCUCUUUGCCACCGGAUCCAACAACUACAAUGACCGCAUCUACGGCAAGUUUGGGAAAAUGGUCACCAAAGUGGAAGAAGAAGGCGCAGGGCCGUUCCUUCCCAUUUGGCAAGUCUCACCCGCAACACCUACCAAGGGCAUUCUUAACUUCAACCUUCUUCACUCCAGUACAGGAGGAACUCUCCGUGCUACCUUGGAGACACACAAGGCAGUCUUGGGGGAAGCACUGGCUUUGAAGGACCCCAACGACAAGUCGGGAGGUGCCUGGAACGCCAACUUUCUAAAGACUCUGCAACGGGGACAGUACCGCCACAUGUUGGACGACCUAGAGGGUGAUCCCAGCAGUAACUUCGUGUAUCCAAUCUUUGAUACGUUCAGUGCUGACCGCUCUUUGGCUGGUGCCAUUCGUACCAGCAUCUUUUGGCGAAAGUACUUCACCGAUAUCCUUCCCGAAUCCUCGUGUGGAGGACUCAUUGCCGUAUUGUCCAACACGCAUAACCAAACAUUCAGCUAUCGAAUCGAAGGUGCUAAAGCGACCUUCUUGGGUCCCGGUGAUCAUCACGACCCACGUUUUGAAGACAUGGGAUUGAUUCAGGAUGUUAAGAAGGAUCUGAAGCAAACCUCUGCCCUGGAGAAGACAUCCUUUACACAAGCUGAUCUAAACACUGACUACUGUGGGUAUACGCUGGCCCUCUACCCUUCACAAGAAUUCCAAGACCAAUUCCAUUCCACUGGACCUAUCAUCUUUUCAUUGGUAGUUGUGGCAGUAUUCAUUGUUACAGCUGCCAUCUUCAUUACUUAUGACUUUCUCGUUGAGAAAAGGCAGUCUGUGGUGAUGAAUAGGGCUAUGGCUUCAGGAGCCAUCGUGGCCUCACUCUUCCCCGAACAUGUCAAGGAUCAACUGAUCGAAGAGAAGCAAACCAAGCAAAGCCUCCCCAUCUCCCCUGUUGCCAAGGUCGUCAGUCAAGCUUCUUUGAUGACCAACUUGACCAAUAGCACCUGGAGUGCAAGCAACGAUGAGUCUCGGCGUUCUUCUUACUGCAGUUCCGCAGAUCCAUCGAUGCAUUCAUCAUUGCAAGGUUCCCCUCUGAUUGCUGAUCUUUACAAGGAAGCCAGUGUCCUCUUUUGUGACUUGGUAGGGUUCACGGCGUGGAGCUCCAGUCGCAAGCCUGAAGAGGUCUUUCAGCUGCUGGAAGCGAUCUUUGGAGCAUUUGACCAGGCAGCAGAAAAGCGACGCGUCUACAAGAUUGAAACAAUUGGAGAUUGCUACGUCGCAGCUACAGGUGUUCCAAAGCCCCAAGUGGAACAUGCUGUGAUUCUCUGUAGGUUUGCCCAAGAGUGCCAAGCCAUUCUGAAGAGGGUCACGAUGCAACUCGUUGAAACUCUCGGUGAAGACACCGCUAAUCUUCAAGCACGCAUUGGCAUUCAUUCUGGCCCAGUCACCGGUGGUGUCUUGCGGGCGAAUCGAGGUCAACGUUUCCAGCUGUUUGGGGAUACAAUGAAUGUUACGAGCCGUUGCGAAACCAACGGAUCCCCAGGUAGAAUCCAGGUGACACAGGCUACGGCGGAUCUUCUCACCGCCCGGGGCAAAUCAUCUUGGUUGACCAAGAGGGAGGAUCUGGUUCAAGCCAAGGGCAAGGGGGCAAUGCAGUGUUAUUGGGUAUCUCCCUCUGGUCCAGGUACCGUGACAACGCUCAGCACAUACGAUACCAGUACACAUGAGGGCAGCGCCGCCUUUGGUUGUGAUCGUUCGGUUGCGUCAAAGCGAGAUAGCAUUUCCUUGUAA
Seminavis robusta is the source of this 2502-nucleotide messenger RNA. The record is from the annotation of a GenBank genome assembly. NCBI's taxonomy places the organism in Eukaryota, Bacillariophyta, Bacillariophyceae, Naviculales, Naviculaceae.